Tupaia belangeri chinensis (Chinese tree shrew) is the source of this 1717-nucleotide messenger RNA. It is a transcript of the gene SLC61A1, whose product is annotated as solute carrier family 61 member 1. The transcript is spliced from 2 exons. The coding region runs from base 153 to 1505 and encodes 450 amino acids. Gene Ontology annotation, molecular function: molybdate ion transmembrane transporter activity. Gene Ontology annotation, biological process: molybdate ion transport. The record is from RefSeq and is a predicted model, not a curated record. Lineage: Eukaryota; Metazoa; Chordata; Mammalia; Scandentia; Tupaiidae. Gene Ontology annotation, cellular component: membrane.
UAAUCUGGAGAGGGGGCGUCUGAGAUGCGCGCGUGACCCUGGAGCAGUUCGAAAGGCCCCACUGGACGGGAGGGAUGCCCGGGACCGAGGACGAGACACUGAGGUGAAAGCAGGCUGCCCAGUGAGGAUGCGAGGUGGUCUGGGGGCCCGCCAUGCUGGUGACUGCUUACCUUGCUUUAGUGGGCCUCCUGGCCUCCUGCCUGGGGCUGGAGCUGUCAAGAUGCCGGGCCAAGCCCCCUGGAAGAGCCUGCAGCAAUCCCUCUUUCCUUCGGUUUCAGCUGGACUUCUAUCAAGUGUAUUUCCUGGCCCUGGCUGCUGACUGGCUCCAGGCUCCCUACCUCUAUAAACUCUAUCAACAUUACCACUUUCUAGAGGGUCAGAUUGCCAUCCUCUAUGUCUGUGGUCUUGCCUCCACAGUCCUUUUUGGCCUCGUGGCCUCCUCCCUUGUGGAUUGGCUGGGUCGUAAGAAGUCUUGUGUCCUCUUCUCCCUCACUUACUCCCUGUGCUGCAUAACCAAACUCUCUGAGGACUACUUUGUGCUGCUGGUGGGCCGAGCACUUGGUGGGCUGUCCACAGCCCUGCUCUUCUCAGCCUUCGAAGCCUGGUACAUCCAUGAGCACGUGGAGCGCCAUGACUUCCCUGCCGAGUGGAUCCCAGCUACCUUUGCCCGAGCUGCCUUCUGGAACCAUGUGCUGGCUUUGGUGGCAGGUGUGGCAGCUGAGGCUGUGGCUAGCUGGAUGGGGCUAGGGCCUGUAGCACCCUUUGUGGCUGCCAUCCCUCUCCUGGCUCUGGCUGGGGCCUUGGCCCUUCGCAACUGGGGCGAGAACUACGACAGGCAGCGUGCCUUUUCAAAGACCUGUGCCGGAGGCCUGCGCUGCCUCCUGUCGGACCGCCGCGUGCUGCUGCUGGGCACCAUACAAGCCCUGUUUGAGAGUGUCAUCUUCAUCUUUGUGUUCCUUUGGACACCUGUGCUGGACCCACAUGGGGCUCCACUGGGCAUUGUCUUCUCCAGCUUCAUGGCAGCCAGCCUGCUCGGCUCUUCCCUAUACCGCAUUGCCACCUCCAAGAGGUACCACCUUCAGCCCAUGCACCUGCUCUCCCUUGCUGUCCUCAUCGUUGUCUUCUCUCUCUUCAUGCUGACUUUCUCCACCAGUCCAGGCCAGGAGAAUCCAGUGGAGUCAUUCAUAGCCUUUCUACUCAUUGAAUUGGCCUGUGGGCUGUACUUUCCCAGCAUGAGCUUCCUGCGGAGAAAAGUGAUCCCUGAGACAGAGCAGGCUGGGGUACUCAACUGGUUCCGGGUGCCCCUGCACUUACUGGCCUGCCUAGGACUCCUUGUCCUCCAUGACAGUGAUCGAAAAACGGGCACUCGGAAUAUGUUCAGUAUCUGCUCUGCUGUCAUGGUGAUGGCUCUGCUGGCAGUGGUGGGACUCUUCACCGUGGUGAGGCAUGAUGCUGAGCUGCGGGUGCCCUCACCCACCGGGGAGCCCUAUGCCCCUGAGCUCUAACUAGGACAAGGGGUCUGGGAUGGACUCCUGAAUCCCACCUCUCCAGGACUGUACAGAUCUCUCUGUGACUGAUUUUGGAACUCUGCUACAGCCCCUACUGGCAGUGCUUUGUGUUGGGGGGGGUUCAUGGGGGUGAUGGACUGGAAAGAAGAUACCCAAAGUUGCCUCUGAGUUACUCCUUCCCCCAUUUAAAAAUAAAAACUUUGAACUGA